Molecule: messenger RNA, 564 nt
Organism: Thelazia callipaeda (thelaziosis nematode)
Lineage: Eukaryota; Metazoa; Nematoda; Chromadorea; Rhabditida; Thelaziidae
Source: the annotation of a GenBank genome assembly
AUGAUCAGUAGCUUGAGCUCUGAUAACUUUGCCGAACUUCACCAACCUGAUAUUAAACUCAUUCUUACAAUCUCGACAACAGUUCAGGAGCCACCGGAUCUAUUACUAUUAGAUUUACCACUUCCAAAUCCAAUUGAGCCUAUUCGACACUGUUUUGUGCAUACAUCUUUGCACAAUGCAGUAGCACAAUCGAAGUUAAAGAGCAUCAGUUCAAAGACAGAUUUUUUGAUCUUUCGUGGAAAGAACAUUAAAGUAUCAAUUCUAACUGCAGAGACUAUGAGCAGAGAGUUCACCAUUGAACAAAGUUUAUCUAAAUGGAAGGAAACGAUUGAUUUCCUCGAUACUCAUCAGAUUAUUGCAAUUCAAAUUCCAGCCUCUAUAUUCAUUAAUGUUUGCGCUCCUCGAAAAUUUCGUAAAGUAUUUGGUAUAGAGCCGUUAACACUGAGCCUUUACGGCCCAGACAGAGAUAUUACUGUUGGUGAAACUUAUCAUAGUAAUACUGGAUUGCUGAGGAAAAUGAACGAAACCAGAAUGCUAUAUAUAAUUAUUGGUUUUCUGAAAUAA